Messenger RNA from Pleuronectes platessa (European plaice), 709 nucleotides. It is a transcript of the gene hoxb6b, whose product is annotated as homeobox B6b. Bases 2 to 709 code for a protein of 235 amino acids. NCBI's taxonomy places the organism in Eukaryota, Metazoa, Chordata, Actinopteri, Pleuronectiformes, Pleuronectidae. Gene Ontology annotation, molecular function: RNA polymerase II cis-regulatory region sequence-specific DNA binding; DNA-binding transcription factor activity, RNA polymerase II-specific. Gene Ontology annotation, cellular component: nucleus. The transcript is spliced from 2 exons. Gene Ontology annotation, biological process: anterior/posterior pattern specification; regulation of transcription by RNA polymerase II. The record is from RefSeq and is a predicted model, not a curated record.
AAUGAGUUCCUAUUUUGUUAACUCAACUUUUCCCGUGUCUCUACCGGGAGGACAGGACUCUCUCCUGGGUCAGAUACCGCUCUACUCCUCGGGAUACACGGAUCCGUUAAGACACUACUCCAGCGCGGCCACAUAUGGAGCAGCAGCCAACAUGCAGGACAAGGUUUACCCGGCGUCCUACUACCAGCAGACGGGCGCCGCGGCCAUCUACGGCCGGGCCGGUGGCGGAUCCGCCUGCGACUACAACCCGGUGGGGACUUUCUACAAGGACGCGGAGGGUUCGUGCGCCUUCUCGAGCCGCGAGGACCAGCCGCUGUUCGUCACGCAGGAGCUCCAGCAGCGCAAAGCCGAGUGCGCGGAGCAGAGCGUCGGCCUGGGCGGCGGCUUGGACGACAAGUCCUCCACUCUCAUCUACCCGUGGAUGCAGAGGAUGAACGCCUGCUCCGCCGGCCCGUUCGGCAGCAGCGGCCGCAGGGGCCGACAGACCUACACCCGCUACCAGACCCUGGAGCUGGAGAAGGAGUUCCACUUCAACCGCUACCUGACCCGGAGGCGCCGGAUAGAGAUCUCCCACGCCCUGUGUCUGACGGAGAGACAGAUCAAAAUCUGGUUCCAGAACCGCAGGAUGAAGUGGAAAAAGGAGAACAAGCUCAUGAACCCCUCGAAGACUCCGGAGGAGGAGGAGGAGCAGGCGGAGAAGAAGAGCUGA